Armigeres subalbatus is the source of this 1714-nucleotide messenger RNA. RefSeq names its product zinc finger protein 652-A-like. The transcript is spliced from 4 exons. The record is from RefSeq and is a predicted model, not a curated record. Gene Ontology annotation, molecular function: zinc ion binding; DNA-binding transcription factor activity, RNA polymerase II-specific. Gene Ontology annotation, cellular component: nucleus. Lineage: Eukaryota; Metazoa; Arthropoda; Insecta; Diptera; Culicidae. The coding region runs from base 275 to 1621 and encodes 448 amino acids. Gene Ontology annotation, biological process: regulation of transcription by RNA polymerase II.
ACAAUUAAAUAAAUUUGAAACUCAGUUUCAUUCAAGUUUCAAAUCAGGUUUUAUUUGCAACAAACCAGUCGAGCAGUUGCAAAUCAGUUUCAAAAAGUGCUCGAAAAAUAAAACUGCAACUCUGCGUUGCGAACUGCUAGUUUCAGUUCUAGUUUGAUUUCCAAACACGCCAUACAAAACCCAACAGCAUUGCGACCGGCCUAAUAGUGCUGGGUGUUUAGUAAAUAAAUUUAAACAUUUUGCUGGGGGAAAAUCAACCGUUUUGAAUUCCAGCAUGGCAUCCGGCGUAUGCCGUGCUUGCGGGUCAGGAUUGCCCUCGGAUGCGAUUUGGGAAGCUCUUGAAAAAUACGUCGAAAUCUACUCCCAGCUGACAGCGAUUCAAUUGGAGAACGAAAAAAUACUACCAGAGCUGAAGAUAUGUCUGAACUGUGUAGAAAAGCUGCAGGAGUUUGAACAGUUCAGAAAGCUAUGCCUGCAGGUUCAUUGGAAGUUGCACAGUGAACCGUUGCACAAUGUGAUUGUGAAACAGGAAGUAGAUCCUGAUCAAAUGAUGUUUCACGUUGAAACGGAAUUAGUCGAAGCAGAUGAUUUUAAGUCCGAAUCCGAGUCGGACAACGACGAGAACGACGACGAUUUCGAAGACGACGACGACGAUGAGGAGGACGAAGACAACAGGCCACUUAAAGAUCUGAUCAAAACUGAGACCACCAUCGACGGAAAUAAUGAUUCCCUUGCUGCCGAUAACAAGAAAAAACGCGCAAAAUAUGGUAGCCUCAAAGAUCGGCCACAGAAGGCUCGCAUCCCAAUCUACAGCUGCGAUCGUUGUCCGAAGAAGUUCAGAGUCAUCUUGCGACUCGAAGCUCAUAAGCGAACUCAUGACGGCUUGAAGCCAUUCGAGUGCGAGCUUUGUGGCAAGGACUUUGCCAAAUGGAACAACCUGAAAACGCAUCACAUCCAGAAACACACGGAUCAGAAAAUUGCAAUCCCUUGUGGGUUCGCAGGCUGCGAUCAAAAAUUUGCCACCCGGCAGGGCCAGAAAAGGCAUUACUUGCGAACGCACGAUCCCACCUACGUGAUACCGGAGCAGACGGCAUUCGUUUGCGAUACCUGCGGGAAGACGUUCACUACAAAUGGAGCACUGAAGAAGCACAAGUUCAUCCAUGCGCCGAAUGAGAUGCCCUUCGUGUGCGGGCUGUGCGGCAAAAAGUUUCCCACUUCACAUAAGUUGAAAGAGCAUACGAUGCGCCACGAGGGCAUCAAGAAUCACACCUGUUCGUACUGUGGGUUGAGGAAAACGACGAUGCAUGAGCUGAAGACGCACAUCAACACGGUACACUCAAAGUCGAAGACCUAUCCAUGCGAGAUCUGCACGUCAGAGUUCACCAAUAUCGGAAACCUCAACCGCCACGUCAAAAUCGUACACCUUGGCAUGAAACCGUACGUCUGUUAUGUUUGCGAACGAGCCUUCGGCAAAAGUGACCAUCUGAAGCGGCACAUGAGAAGUCACAAUUUGCCGCCGUCCGCUGCUUUACCUGCUCCACGCAUCCCGAGAGCACCCCCAGUUUAUGCCGAGCUUGAUCAAAACAAAUCGGAAUACACCCCGGCUGCCGUACAGUCCUAGAUUGGGCCUUCUUUUUGUUCCAUAUAUUUGAUGAAAAGCAUUUCUCCAAACAAUCCUUAGGCUAAACAAAAGUAAAGUGUAUAUGAAAAAUAA